This is a messenger RNA of Pantherophis guttatus, 3882 nucleotides long. RefSeq names its product adaptor related protein complex 5 subunit beta 1 (gene AP5B1). Gene Ontology annotation, cellular component: AP-type membrane coat adaptor complex; lysosomal membrane. The record is from RefSeq and is a predicted model, not a curated record. Gene Ontology annotation, biological process: endosomal transport. Lineage: Eukaryota; Metazoa; Chordata; Lepidosauria; Squamata; Colubridae.
AGGACAUGCAUUAUUCCAAUAUUGAUUGCAAAAACUUGGGCAAGCUUGAUAUUUUCACUUUUUAAAAAAAAAAAUGUUACAGGUAAUCCUCGACUUAAGACCACAGCCGAGCCCAGAAUUUCUGCUAAGUGAGACGUUCGUUAAAAAUAAAAUGAUCAGUCAGUCCAUUCCUGGAAACUUACCAUGAGAUACAAAGAUGUUCCCCGCGAUGGACAAGCCAGCUAAAAUGAGGCUCAACGCUUGAGCGGUCCGACGGCCAGAAUAGCAGAUCACAAGGAAAGCCACCAACUUUGCCGGAAUGUCUACCGCGCCGAAGAUCACCUGGAUAAGAAUAUUAUUGGUCUCCUUCAUCUCCGUGGUUGCUUCCACCUCUACAGCUCAGGAGGGUAUAUUGUUCCAAGCGUGACACUGUUCUCGGUCCUCACAGAUCUUCCUGCACAGUGCGAGGCUACCAAUGAGUUUGGGUCUCCUCGUCUGAUCGCUCGCUUAUCACUUCGACAAGGGAAUACGAAGUUGGCAUACAAAGUGGAUUAAUUUGACAAAGUUUUCGCUAUGGGGUCAAGAGGCGGAGAGAGCUGGACUGCUACCGUUGAGGCUUUCCGGCUGUCCCCCACUGCGUUCCUCUUAUCCCACGGGGCCGGGGACACUUUGGCGGCCGACCUGUUGAAUGAAUUGCGGAGCGAAAAGCUGGGGGAAGCCAUCAAGCUCUCGAUCCUGUCUUUAUUCUUGGAAUAUCCCACCCUGCUGUGCCCCGAUGCCAAGGCGGGUCAGGAAGCUGCAGCCUCCCUCCUCUCCCUCUUUGCCCAGCUGAGCCUCUCCCCCAAGCACAUCAGCCUCCGUUGCUCCCUGCUCUUCGCCGCAGAAACAGUCCUGGUGGCGACCGACAGCCUGGGUGAAGACUGCCCGACAUCGCACGAACUGCUCUCCGUACUGCUCCAUCUGGUGUCCGACCCGAACGACAGCCGCGGGGGAGUCGUCGAGCGGCCUAUCCGUGCCGCAGCUUGCGAGUGCCUUCGAGAACUGGAGAGCUGCUACUCGGGGUUCCUGUUGCACCGGCUGGAGAUUCUGCGGUCUCUGCAACAGCAGGAGGUCUCGAGCGUCCACCAGGGUUACACUUUGCUGUACAGCGUGGCGCUGCGGAACGCCAUCUUCCUCCUGGCCCGGAAUGGACAAGGUUGCCUGGGGGACCUUCUGGCAAGCAAUGGAGAGCUGAUGUGGGAGGCUACAAAGGAAGUCGGCAAGCUCUCGCCAGCGGCCCUCGAUCAGUUGGUCCUCUUGCCAUCCGCAGCGGACCUCAAGGAGCUAAAAUUGGUGCUCUCGGCGCUUCUGGAGAGCAGCUAUCUCUUAACCUCCGCGGCACAGAGCCACCUCUUGUGCCAUCUGGCUCAGGCGGUCAGCGUCGUGCGCACCCAAUCACCGGCGAUUUUCAAAGCCCAGCUGGCACGUCUCUUCGGCACAGCCAGCGUGACUCUGGAACACGCCAUCCUGCAGCUGAAAUCGCUGUUCACCGAUAGUCUCUUCACCGCCGAGGACGAGUCCUUCCUCUUGCGGCACCUGGUGGGACUGGCACAGCACCCGGCUCUCCCGGACGCCGUGAAGCUUUUCUACUUGGAUUGUCUUUUGCACUUCCCCGAAAACCGACCGUUGGUCUCGGGAACCGAUGAGCAGCUGCCAGUUCUGCUCACACCGCGCACUACCUCGGGUCUAUUUCCCGGGUUCUUCCAAGAUCAGGGGACCGUCCUGGCCCGGAUGAAUUUGCUGUGCCUCGUGUGCGUGGAGAACGAGGGGCCCAGUGCUGAACGUGGGGCAGGUUAUCUCCUGGAGCAUGUCCUGGCUCUUGGAGGCCUAGUGGCCCGAGACGGAGGAUUGGACGCCACACGGCUUUUCUUCCAAGCAGCCUUCAUUUUUGCCCAAUAUUUUGGCUCGCAGGCCCAGCCCAUGACGGAACUGACCCGGUGCCUGCUAGAUCUCUACCGUCACAACUGCACCUUGGCCCCAAACAUCAUCAAUCUGUUGGAUGAGACGUGGAAGAUGCUGGAUGAGUCCAGCUGGGCCAAGACCCUCGCCCAGGCCCUGCAAGAAUUUGUUGUGAGUGUCCCCUUGCAAGAGGAAGACUUAAGUUGGCAUCUCAAGAUUUUAGCCCGGCUGGCGAAGGAGAAGGAAGUUCCCCAAGUGAGCACCAUGCACUUCUUAGCUCGUCUGGUCGCCUCGGGGAAACUCGGGGAUUGGCGCUCUGGCCAGAUCCUACUCAGCGUUUGCCGGAACCUGAUGGUGCUUCACCCCUCGCCUGCCCUGUCCCAGCUGGCGGCUCUCCUGCAUGCCAUCUCCCUGAGCCACACAGAUGUCGAUGUCCAAGACCGAGCUGGCUUUUAUUACACCCUACUCACCAACCUUUCUGGUGAAAAAUUAAGAUCCGUCCUGGUCCCCGAAGGUUCCAUCAAGACUCGGUCGCUAUCCUCGUCCAUCGUUGCCGACAGCGAGAGUUUUGUCGCUGCGUUGACGGUCCACUCAGUGGAUCCAGCCCCUUUGAAGCUGCAGCGUGUCGAGAUUACAGGGGACACCCCCGCAGUUCCUCCCGCCGAGCAGGAGGUGGACGGCUACUGCCAGUGGUUGCUGGUGGACCGCUCUCCCUCACGGCUCAGUUUGGCGUACCGGCUGGUCCACGCGGGGCCUGGCACGCCUCCCUACGACCUCCUCCUCUGCGUGGUGCUUCGGUUCACUUGCACCAGCCGGCAUUACGAGCCGGUGCCUGAACUCUGCAUUCCGUGCCUUUCUGCGCAUCGCUCGUCCCCAACGGUGAGGCUGUCGUUACAACCGCAUUGCCCAUACCCGACGCGGAUAAAUGUUUCUGCCCUUUACACGACGCAAGAUGGAUUGACGCGUUGGAGUCGGCUUGAAAACCUGGAAGUGGCCUUUCCGGAUCUUUUCCUACCCCUGCCAGUGCCUGACUGGUCUUCAGAGAAAUGUUGCCAACUUUUUGAGGCGCUCUGGCAGUGCCUGCACCCCAACGCCAAAGACGCGCAUGCCGAGAGCCUCACCGUUUGGCCCCUGCCGCCCCGGUCCUUAGAAGGCUUAGUGCGUGAGCAAUUCGGCAGGUACAUCCUGGCUGAGGAAGGCGACGAGUAUAGGAUCGCCCUGACUUUACCGCCUCGGGAUCACAUCCUGCUAAAGGUGCGGAGUGUGGACGAUGCGGGCCGGGUGAGCAUCCGAACCGACAACUGGAAGCUCCUUCCCUCGCUUAACCACUAUUUGCAGAGUCUGGUGAAGGGCAGCUGACACCGCAACGCUCCUGUGGAUGAAGGGGGAGCUGGUGGGGACAGGACUGUCACUCUUACCUGCCUUUGGGUGGAAUUCUAACAUUUCUCCCAAAUGUUCCCAAUAAAAAAAUACAUCUUUUGCAACCUCAAUGUAGUAAAUUGGACAGAGGAGGAGGAAGAUAUUUGGGGAGUUUUGCAUUUAGAUUUGACGUAGGCCAGAGCAGGGGUCCCCAACCUUGGCUACUUUAAGACCUGUGGACUUCAACUCCCAGAAUUCCGAGGGAGGAUUUCCUGAGGGAGGGGUGGCUCCAUAGCUGGGGCGGAGUCAGCAGCAGCAGGAAGUCAUGCCGGCUGGGGAAUUCUGGGAGUUGAAGUCCACAAAAGUGACCAAGAUUGGAUCCCUGUGAAAUAAGUGGAGGGAAACGGGGGAACGGAGCGAUGUGUAGCAGUCGAAUCUACGAUCAGUUGUGGCUUGAUGGGAUAGCCCGAAUCCCACAACAGGCUAAGAUAGUUGCUUAGUGUUGUUACCUCAGGCUGAGUGGGAAAGCCGCCCGUUUCACGGUCGGAUUCAUGCGUUGUGCAAAAACCAGAUCAAAUAAAGUUCCGCGGAAAGCGAUUGCUUUGA